Molecule: messenger RNA, 1332 nt
Organism: Dioscorea cayenensis subsp. rotundata (Guinea yam)
Lineage: Eukaryota; Viridiplantae; Streptophyta; Magnoliopsida; Dioscoreales; Dioscoreaceae
Product: protein NRT1/ PTR FAMILY 7.3-like
Exons: 2
Coding region: 1-1332 (443 amino acids)
Biological process (GO): transmembrane transport
Cellular component (GO): membrane
Molecular function (GO): transmembrane transporter activity
Source: RefSeq, a predicted model, not a curated record
AUGGCUAUGUUUUACAUUUCAAUAUACAUGGUGGCCUUAGGCUAUGGAGCAAGCGAGCCAUCGUUGGCAACGUUUGGAUCGAACCAGUUUGAUGAGGAGGAUCCGGAAGAGAAGACGGCGAAGAACUCGUUCUAUAGCUACUUCUAUGUUGCUACAAACAUUGGCUCUCUCUUUGCAGAGACUGUGUUGGCUUACAUACAGAAUUUGGGGCAAUGGACAUCAGCCUUUAUGGUAGCUACUUCAUGCUCUGUUGUGGCUUAUGUUAUGUUGUUGAGUGGGAGUGUGAGGUAUAGGCAUUUCAAGACUGGUGGGAAUCCUCUUGCUAGAUUUUGUCAGGUUUUAGUGGCUGCAUGGAAAAAGUCCAAAGUUGAGAUUCCAUUAGAAGAUGAUAAGUUGUAUGAGGUUAAUAAGAGGAAUGGUUCUGGGCAAGGUGGGAGAAGGAUACUCCAUACCAAAGGAUUCAGGUUCUUUGAUCAUGCUGCAAUAAUCACCAACAAAGACCAGAUCAUGGGAUCAAAUAGGAACAAUGAACACAAUCCAUGGAACCUCUGUACAGUGACACAAGUUGAAGAAGUGAAAUGCAUAAUGCGCCUCCUCCCAAUCUGGCUUUGCACCAUCUUCUUCUCCGUCAUCAUCGUCCAAAUGGCUUCACUUUUCGUUGAACAAGGCGCUGCAAUGAAGACAACCAUCAACAACUUUCACAUUCCUCCGGCAAGCAUGACAGUCUUCGACAUCGUCAGUGUGUCUUUUUUCAUCAUUUUCUUCAACAAACUUAUAGCUCCAGUGUACAGAAAGAUAACAAAGAUGACACCUGAAGGACCUUCAGAAAUAACAAAAAUGGGGAUUGGUUUAGUGAUUGCAUUCAUUGGUAUGAUCACUGCUGGUCUAGUAGAACAAAAAAGGUUAAAACAUGCACAAAAAGGAGGGCCUGAACUGAGUUCAUUGAGUAUAUUUUGGCAAGUGCCUCAGUAUGUACUUAUUGGAGUCUCAGAGGCUUUUGUGUAUGUUGGGCAGCUGGAUUUCUUUGGUUCACAAACCCCAGAUGGGAUGAAGAGUAUUGGUAUUGGCCUUUGUAUGUUCUCCAACUUCUUAGGGAGUUACCUUUGCAGCUUCAUUGUGAGCAUUGUUAUGGAGGUUACGACGAAGGGGGGGCGAGCAGGGUGGAUUCCUGCAAAUCUGAAUGAUGGGCAUCUUGAUCGGUUCUUCUUUCUUAUGGCUGGGAUGACCAUCUUCGAGUUCAUUGGAUUCAUCUGGUGUGCCAGGCAUUUCAAGUUUAUAUCACUGGAAAGCAAGAGUGUUGCUGGUGAUCAAGAUAGUGUGGAUAUUACUUGA